AUGACUUUAUGUGAUGAACACAUCUCUGUUUUGUGCAAGGGGAAAUUUUCUAACGUAUCUUUUUCUUUUUCUAUCUACAUUAAGCUUCAGAGUGAUGUCCUGAGAGAAGCUAUUACUCAGAUAUCAACUGAUGCUAAGGAGAAGAAGCGCAACUUCAUUGAAACUGUUGAACUGCAGAUUGGGUUGAAGAAUUAUGAUCCCCAGAAAGACAAGCGUUUCAGUGGUUUAGUAAAGUUGCCUCAUAUUCCUCGCCCCAAGAUGAAGGUCUGCAUGCUUGUUGAUGCUCAGCAUAUUGGAGAGGGACUUAUAUUGCAAGAUGAAGUUUGUUAUACAGGGACUUAUAUAGCAAGAUGAAGUUUAUAUAACAAG
Messenger RNA from Impatiens glandulifera, 369 nucleotides. RefSeq names its product 60S ribosomal protein L10a-2-like. NCBI's taxonomy places the organism in Eukaryota, Viridiplantae, Streptophyta, Magnoliopsida, Ericales, Balsaminaceae. The transcript has 3 exons. Bases 1 to 354 code for a protein of 117 amino acids. The record is from RefSeq and is a predicted model, not a curated record.